AUGCGUUCGGCCAAACGGUCUUUUAAGGUUGAGCGUGUUCGCAACGCAGCGUAUGCUGGCCACAACACCCCUAAGCAGCUGAUGAAAGCUCAUUUAAAGUACGGAGUCCGGCCGCCACAGAACCUGGUCGCGCGCCUCAACGCACAGGAGGUCACCCGCCUAGAAGCUAUCACCCAAAGCAAGAGAAUAAGGGGUCACAAGCAUGGCAAUGGCAGUGGCAAGGCUGUCGGCAACGGCAACGGAAACGGAAACGGAAACAACAAUGCCAAUGCCAACGGCAAAGCCAAUAGCAGCAGCACAGCUACCAUUGACAACGGCAACAGUACCACUGGCGCCACCACCUCUACGACGUCUACCAACUCGACAUCUACCAACACGGCCGUCGCCGCUGCUGUCGGAAGCGGUGUUGGUAUUGUGACCAACACGCCAACUUCCGGAGAUGUCGAAUACCUUUCUCCCGUCAGCAUUGGUGGCCAGACGCUCAAUAUGGAUUUUGACACCGGCUCAUCGGAUCUCUGGGUCUUUAACACCGGCCUGUCUGCUGCUCAAUCCAGGGGUCACACCCUUUUUGACUCUACCAAGUCGACCACUUUUACCGAGCUGACUGGCCAGACCUUCUCCAUCUCCUACGGUGAUGGUUCUGCUGUCUCUGGCACGGUGGGUACCGAUGUUGUCAACAUUGGCGGGGCAUCGGUGGCCAAGCAGGCCGUCGAGCUGGCUACUCAAGUGUCGAGCUCGUUUGUUUCGGAUACUGCAAGCAACGGACUUGUCGGUCUGGCCUUCAGCAAGCUGAACACGGUGAAGCCGACGCAGCAGAAGACCUUUUUCGACAACGUCCAGGAAAGCCUGGCGUCGCCCGUGUUUACAGCCAAUCUGCGCCACGGUGCGGCUGGAUCGUACGAGUUUGGUACCAUCGACUCUACCCAGUUCAAUGGCACUAUGCAUUUUGCCGCUGUCAACACGUCACAGGGCUUCUGGCAGUUUAGCAGUAGCAAGUUUGCUAUUGGCAAUGGUGCUGUGCAGACCAGCGGGGCAGGCCAGGCCAUUGCCGACACCGGCACCACGCUGCUCCUGGCCAGCGACAAAAUUGUUACUGCCUACUACUCAAGCGUGACGGGCGCCCAGAACAACCAGAUGGCAGGUGGUAUCACUGUCCCCUGUAAUGCUGACCUGCCGGACCUGCACCUCGACGUCGGCGGCAACAUGGCCACGGUCAGGGGCACGGACAUUAUGUUCGAGCAGGUUACAGGCAACACCUGCUUCGGUGGUCUGCAGGCCAUCGACAGUGACCUGAUGAUCUUUGGUGACGUCUUCUUCAAGUCCAACUUCGUUGCCUUUAACCUUGGUAACAACACUGUUGGGUUUGCGAGCCACGCUUAA
Sporothrix brasiliensis 5110 is the source of this 1380-nucleotide messenger RNA. Its product is annotated as aspergillopepsin I. The transcript is spliced from 2 exons. Gene Ontology annotation, biological process: proteolysis. The coding region runs from base 1 to 1380 and encodes 459 amino acids. Gene Ontology annotation, molecular function: aspartic-type endopeptidase activity. The record is from RefSeq and is a predicted model, not a curated record. Lineage: Eukaryota; Fungi; Ascomycota; Sordariomycetes; Ophiostomatales; Ophiostomataceae.